CGCGUGGACGUGGACGUGGACGUGGACGUGGACGCGGAGAUGGAGGACGCGGGGAAGAAGAAGAAGAAGAAGGACAACAAUGACGACAGAGUCACUCUGAAGAAGGAAAUCGGACUCUGGAGCGCGUGCGCGAUCAUCAUCGGGAACAUCAUCGGCUCGGGCAUCUUCGUGUCCCCUAAAGGAGUCCUGGAGCAUGCCGGCUCGGUGGGCCUGUCGCUCAUCGUCUGGGUGUGCGGGGGCGGCAUCUGCGUCCUGGGCUCCAUGUGCUACGCCGAGCUGGGCGUCACCAUACCCAAGUCCGGCGGAGACUACUCCUACGUGACCGAGAUCUUCGGAGGACUCGUCGGCUUCCUGUUGCUGUGGAGCGCCGUGCUCAUCAUGUACCCCACCACCCUGGCCGUCAUCGCCCUCACCUUCGCCAACUACGUGCUGCAGCCCGCCUUCCAUAACUGUCUGCCCCCCUACGCCGCCACCCGACUGCUGGCCACCAUCUGCGUGUUGUUCUUAACCUGGGUGAACUGCUCCAGUGUGCGCUGGGCCACAAGGAUCCAGGACGUGUUCACUGUGGGAAAGCUGCUCGCCCUGGGUCUCAUCAUCGUGGUUGGACUGGUUCAAAUCGGCCGAGGCUACUAUGACGCUCUGGUCCCCAGCGCGGCCUUCGAGUUCCGCCAGGACCCGUCCGUGGGUCAGAUCGCGCUGGCCUUCCUGCAGGCCUCCUUCGCUUACAGCGGCUGGAACUUCCUCAACUACGUGACGGAGGAAAUCGUGAAUCCGCGCACGAACCUGCCGCGGGCCAUCUACAUCUCCAUCCCCUUGGUGACGCUGGUCUACACCAUGACCAACAUCGCCUACUUCUCCUCCAUGACCCCGGAAGAGCUGCUGGCGUCCAACGCCGUGGCGGUGACCUUUGGAGAGAAGCUGCUGGGGAUGUUCUCCUGGAUGAUGCCCAUCUCCGUAGCUCUGUCCACCUUUGGCGGAAUCAACGGAUACCUGUUCACCUCGUCCAGGUUGUGUUUCUCGGGGGCCCGAGAAGGUCACCUGCCUUACCUGCUGGCUAUGAUCCACCUGAAGAACUGCACGCCCAUCCCCGCCCUGCUGGUGUGCUGCUUUGCCACCAUCCUCAUCUUGUGCAUCGGGGAGACGCACAAUCUGAUCAACUACGUGUCCUUCAUCAACUACCUGUCCUACGGCGUCACCAUCGCCGGCCUCCUCUACCUCCGCAAGAAGAGACCCGGCCUGGCGCGACCCAUCAAGGUGAACCUGCUGAUCCCGAUCAGCUACAUGGUGUUCUGGGCCGUGCUGCUGUGCUUCAGUCUGUACUCGGAACCCGUAGUCUGCGGUCUGGGGAUGGUCAUCGUGCUGACCGGUGUACCCGUCUACUUUGCGGGCGUUUGGUGGAAGAACAAACCCAAGUGGAUCUACAGGCUGACAGAGAGAAUCACCUACGUGGGCCAGAAGGCGUGCUACGUCAUGUUCCCUCAGGAGGACCCCGCAGAGGCCGAGCCCCUCACGGCCUCCAAAGCCACGGACUGAGCAGGACAAAGUUUCCAGUUGAAAUAUGCUAAGGAUCUACAUCACACUUCAACACAUCAAUGCUGUCGUAUCUCCAAGACGUCGCCUUCCGAGCCAUCACUCCCAAUCUGAUCCGACUUGAAGUCCUGACCUCGGGUCCCAGAGCCAAGUCCUGACAGGAUCAGCUAUGCACUCCGGAGGACGACGAUCACAAGCGUCUUGAUUCGACCUUUUUUUUUUUACAUGUUUUUAAACAGGUGAAGUGUUUUUUUUGGGGUAUACACUAAAACUCAUUUUUUUGGAAAACCUGAGCCAGGGUGAAGACUUGAAAAUGUUGUCCGGUAUACAGUCUACAGGUCCACCCUCACAUAGCGUGUGUAGUUAUCGUGCCUUUUCCUUAAAAAUGACUUUCUCCAGGUUUCCUACUGGCCGGUGUCGCCUCACAUGGUCACAGCGCCACCUGUGGCCAAUCCGUUUAUUACGUGGACUGGAAUUUUUUAAAAACCUGAGUCCGCCUGGCUCAGGUGCGGUUUUUUUUUCUCACCACCAGGUCGACUACCGACUGCCACUUUAAUGCGAGGGUGCCUUAAUAUGAGACGUGGGUCAUAUUGUGAAUUAGUUUUUUUUGGCCUCAUUCUUGUGAGAAUCCUGCGGGUCACUCGGUUAAUGUACCCAGGACUAGCUGCAGUGUGCUCAAACAACCACCAAGUAGCAUCUGUGAGCGGAUAAAACCGGACGUCUUCACAUAAAAGGAAACUCAAUCAUGAAUAACAAAUAAUCGUAUUAAUAUUAAUAAGUAUGGAUUUUACGCUACAUAUAAUUAGCCUUUUUGAUGACAUAUUUGUAUUCAUGCGACGGGAACAAAACAAUAUUAGCAUGUUGCUACGCAUGCUUGUUACUGUCACACUCCAAUACCGUUACGACGUUUACGCCAGUCCAGGGGUGUCCAAGGCACGGCCCGAAACUCAUUUUUAACGGUUAGCAUCUCAUGAUAGCACGCUAGCUGUUUUUGCUCAUUUUGAAGGUCAAAAAUAUUUUUACUCGACAAAAAAAUACCUGUUAAUGCUAAUGUUGGUUACGGUUAGCAUUCUCAUGAUAGCACGCUAGCUGUUUUUGCUCAUUUUUAAGGUCAAAAAUAUUUUUACUCGACAAAAAGAUACCUGCUAAUGCUAAUGUUGGUAACGGUUAGCAUUCUCAUGAUAGCACGCUAGCUGUUUUUGCUCAUUUUGAAAGGUCAAAAAUAUUUUUACUGGACAAAAAGAUACCUGUUAAUGCUAAUGUUGGUUACAGUUAGCAUUCUAAUGAUAGCACGCUAGCUGUUUUUGCUCAUUUUGAAGGUCAAAAAUAUUUUUACUGGACAAAAAGAUACCUGUUAAUGCUAAUGUUGGUUACGGUUAGCAUUCUCAUUAUAGCACGCUAGCUGUUUUUGCUCAUUUUGAAGGGUCAGAAAUAUUGUUACUCGAUAAAAAGAUACCUGCUAAUGCUAAUGUUGGUAACGGUUAGCAUUCUAAUGAUAGCACGCUAGCUGUUUUUGCUCAUUUUGAAGGUUAAAAAUAUUGUUACUGGACAAAAAGAUACCUGUUAAUGCUAAUGUUGGUAACGGUUAGCAUUGUCAUGACAGCACUCUCGCUGUUUUUGCUCAUUUUUAAGGUCAAAAAUAUUUUUACUCUACAAAAAGAUACCUGCUAAUGCUAAUGUUGGUAACGGUUAGCAUUCUCAUGAUAGCACGCUAGCUGUUUUUGCUUAUUUUGAAGGGUCAAAAAUAUUUUUACUCGACAAAAAGAUACCUGCUAAUGCUAAUGUUGGUAACGGUUAGCAUUCUCAUGAUAGCACGCUAGCUGUUUUUGCUCAUUUUGAAGGGUCAAAAAUAUUGUUACUCGACAAAAAGAUACCUGUUAAUGCUAAUGUUGGUUACGGUUAGCAUUCUCAUGAUAGCACGCUAGCUGUUUUUGCUCAUUUUGAAGGGUCAGAAAUAUUGUUACUCGACAAAAAGAUACCUGUUAAUGCUAAUGUUGGUAACGGUUAGCAUUCUCAUGAUAGCACGCUAGCUGUUUUUGCUAAUUUUGAUGGUCAAAAAUAUUUUUACUCGAUAAAAUGAUACCUGUUAAUGCUAAUGUUGGUAACGGUUAGCAUUCUCAUGAUAGCACGCUAGCUGUUUUUGCUCAUUUUGAAGGUCCAAAAUAUUGUUACCCGACAAAAAGAUACCUGUUAAUGGUAAUUUUGGUAACGGUUAGCAUUGUCAUGAUAUCACGCUAGCUGUUUUUGCUCAUUUUGAAGGUCAAAAAUAUUUUUACUGGACAAAAAGAUACCUGUUAAUGCUAAUGUUGAUAACGGUUAGCAUUCUAAUGAUAGCACGCUAGCUGUUUUUGCUCAUUUUGAAAGGUCAAAAAUAUUUUUACUGGACAAAAAGAUACCUGUUAAUACUAAUGUUGGUUACGGUUAGCAUUCUCAUGAUAGCACGCUAGCUGUUUUUGCUCAUUUUGAAGGGUCAAAAUAUUUUUACUCGACAAAAAGAUACCUGUUAAUGCUAAUGUUGGUAACGGUUAGCAUUGUCAUGAUAGCACGCUAGCUGUUUUUGCUCAUUUUGAAGGUCCAAAAUAUUGUUACUCGACAAAAAGAUGGCUGUUAAUGCUAACGUUGGUAUGCUAGCUAAUUUUGAUGCAUGCUAACAUUAGCUGGCUAAGUACACACCUCAGAGUAUUCUAUUAUGGUACUUGACGCAUGUUGCAGUUAGCAUGCUAUGCUACCUUUUUUUUUUUGUAGCUUUUUUAACAGGUAUAUACGGAGCCCCUAAAGGGACAUGUAUUAUUUAUUUUAUUUUAUUUUAUUUUUUUAGACAUGCGCACUAUCUCGUGCGCACGAGAUACAUGUCAAAAAAUUAAAAUAAAAUAAAAUAAAUUCUAAAAGAAUACAUUUCCCCCAUGUCCCUUUAGGGGCGCCGUAGGUAUACAACUCAGUGUCAUAUAUUUUAGUAUUUCACAAAUGCUAACUGUAAGCAUGCUAUUGUUAGCAUGUCAACAUAGUACUGUUAGCAUGAUAGCUUUUUUUUAAGCUCAGUUUGUUGAUUCUUGUGUUACUUGACGCGUGCUAACUGUUAGCGUUUCGGUUAAGCAUUCACACAAAAUUGGUACCGAAACUACUUUUUCUAGUUCUUUGACAAAAAAAAAAGUAUAUAUUGUACUAGUUUUGAAGGUGAAAACUACCAAAAUGGCCCCCGCACCCUUAUAUUUGUGGUUGUGUGGCCCUCGGUGGGACCCCUGCUGUCCUGGUUUGUCAUUCUUUAGUGCAUGGACUUCUCGUGUCGCCAUGGAAACGUGACAUGGUCCUCUCCGAUGGGUGCUCAGCGGGAAAGUACUGUACUGUACUGUACUGUACUGUACUGUACUUUGUCAGAUCAACAAUCCUCGCAACAUUUGGCAGAAAAGUUCUCCCAAAGACACUUUUUCUGCACUCAUACUUUGGAGUCGGGACGUUUAUAAAACAAUGUUGCUUAACCUAACACUAGCUCCUAUUUUUUGUUUUUUGUUUUUGUCUGCCUCAAAGUUCUUAGCACUUGUCAAUA
Molecule: messenger RNA, 5074 nt
Organism: Entelurus aequoreus (snake pipefish)
Lineage: Eukaryota; Metazoa; Chordata; Actinopteri; Syngnathiformes; Syngnathidae
Product: asc-type amino acid transporter 1-like
Exons: 11
Coding region: 40-1533 (497 amino acids)
Biological process (GO): D-serine transmembrane transport; D-alanine transmembrane transport; amino acid transmembrane transport
Cellular component (GO): membrane
Molecular function (GO): neutral L-amino acid transmembrane transporter activity; L-amino acid transmembrane transporter activity
Source: RefSeq, a predicted model, not a curated record